AUGGAUCAUUCUGAAGAUGAAGACGUGCCGGAUUUGGACAGUGAAGGAUUUUUCGAAGAGGACGAAUUUAUGGUUGACGAGGGACGUGGAGGUCGAAAUAGGUUUGAUGUUCCGGUUAUUGGAAAAAGAGAACGUCGUCGGAGAGAAAAUCUUGAGAGGGAAAAUCGUCAGAGAGAUCUUCGUCGUGAGAGGGACAGCAGUGAAAGAGAGCAUAGUGAGAAAGGUCCAAUCAUUCCUCCACAUGACACAAUUUCGAGUUUACAAGAAGAGGACCGAAAACUACUUGAAGAGAAUAGAAAUCUAGAAAGGGCAUUUAAACAAGUGGACAAUGCCUUAUCUCAAUGCAAAUUAGCUUUGAAGACUGAGAAAGCAGAGGGUAAAAUGUUGGGUCGAGAAAUCGGGUUAGAAUUCGCUGUGGAGAGAUUGCAAAGGAUACAUGCUGUGGAAGCUAUGCACAGGCUUCUAGAUGAUAAGGAGAAGUUUGACGGGUGGCAGGGUUUCCAUAAGUUUUCUGUGUCGACGGUGUGUAAGUUCCAGGCGAAAAUCGCAGAGGAGAAGAAAGAAAGGGAGGAGAAUCCACUCUCUGGGUUGAAGAAUGAAGAUUAUCGGGUGAGGGUGAUGAAAGGGAAGGCUGGGGAGAAGUACACUGUUUUUGAUCACGACAACCCCCGCUCGCGCCGGCUUAGAUCUGAAGAGGGUGAGGAGGCCAGUGGGUAUGCAGAUAUAGUGAGUGAUGCAGAGUGGAUAUAUGAGAAAAUGGUCAAGAAGAGGGAAAUGGAUCAGAGAUUGGAGAUGGAAAGGAUAAGGGAGAUCCAGGAAGAGGUGUUAACGUCGGAGCAACCAAACGAGUUUAUUGAGGCAGAGAAGUUGAAGGAAGAAGAGAGGUUGGAGGAGGAGAGGAGAAGGCUAAGAGGGAUGGAAGAAGGAAUGGGGGAUGAUGAGGAUGAGAUUGAGAUUGACUUUUUUCCUCCGAGUAUUGAGAACGAGUGCUAA
This is a messenger RNA of Sclerotinia sclerotiorum 1980 UF-70, 993 nucleotides long. RefSeq lists its product with no specific name. NCBI's taxonomy places the organism in Eukaryota, Fungi, Ascomycota, Leotiomycetes, Helotiales, Sclerotiniaceae. The record is from RefSeq and is a predicted model, not a curated record. Bases 1 to 993 code for a protein of 330 amino acids. The transcript has 3 exons.